Messenger RNA from Spinacia oleracea (spinach), 1787 nucleotides. RefSeq names its product zinc finger CCCH domain-containing protein 39. NCBI's taxonomy places the organism in Eukaryota, Viridiplantae, Streptophyta, Magnoliopsida, Caryophyllales, Amaranthaceae. Bases 429 to 1475 code for a protein of 348 amino acids. The record is from RefSeq and is a predicted model, not a curated record. The transcript has 2 exons. Gene Ontology annotation, molecular function: metal ion binding; mRNA binding.
AUAAUGGCGUAAAUUAAGAUAAUGAGCCGUUAGGGUUUAAGGGCUUUAGGGUUUUUCCUUUUAUCUUUCCACCUUUUUCUCUGCAAUUUUCCCUUUGUCAAAUUCUAGAGGAAGGCGGCUAGGGUUUUCAAUUUGGGGUUCCCAUAUUUCGUCCAAUAUAUAUUCUACCCACUACUAUCCAUGUUCUGUUUUUACUAAUCUGGAGAUUUAUAUAUAUUAAUCAUCUCUCAAUUAAUUCAAUUAUUCAAUUCUUUGAUUCCCUCUUAUCAAAUCUUCGUUGUAAUUUCCGAAUUCUUUGAUUUUGUCCCCUUUAAUUUAGGAAUUUGGUUGGUUUUAAUUAGUGGGUAUAUAAGAAAGUUUGAAUCUUUAGUUAAUUUUGAUCUGGGUUUGUUGAUAUUGAUUGAUUUUGCAUCUCAAAUUUCAACAGGAUGAGUUUCUCUGAUUCUUUUUCAUCGUUUGCCCCUUUCUCUAAUGGGGUAGAUUCAAUGGGGGGAUUUUGGCCUCAAUUUCCUGCUUCAAACGAACAACCUGAGGUAAAUUCAGAAUUUGAUCAUGAUCAUCCGCCAUUGAAAAGGGUUAAGAACUCUUCUGAUAACCUAUCCAACAACAACCAUACUCAUAGAACACCACCCCAGAUGAACCCCACUGUCAAUCAGCCAACCGGAAAAAUCUUCUUUAAAACCAGGUUGUGUGCAAAGUUUAGGAUGGGUCAAUGUCGAAACGGCGAGAACUGUAACUUUGCUCAUGGGGAAGAAGACUUGAGGAAGCCUCCUCCUAAUUGGCAAGAACUCGUGGGCGGGCGAACCGAGGAUAGAGGGAAUGGUGGGAGUGAAAACUGGGAGGAUGACGAUAGGAUCAUUCAUAAGAUGAAGCUUUGCAAGAAAUUUUACAAUGGGGAAGAAUGCCCUUAUGGGGAGAGGUGUAAUUUUCUUCACAAAGAGCCUGCUAAGUUUAGGGAGCCAACUCCGAUUCGAUUUAGGGAGAAUUCUAGGGAGAGCUCUGCAAUCAGCAUUGGUACUACAGGGCCACCAAUGGUGCAGCAACCUAGGGCUCCUGAUCAAUAUGAUGUUCAUCGGAUGGCGGCGAAUGGUAAUGGUGGUAUGGAUGUCAUGAGAGGGAAUUCGAAGCCUGUUUAUUGGAAAACAAAGCUAUGUACCAAGUUUGAAACAACAGGGCUCUGCCCUUUUGGGGACAAUUGCCAUUUUGCUCAUGGACAUGUAGAGUUGUUGCUGCCUCGUGGUCAUCCUGCUGAUGCUGAAACGGCGACAAUGAGCUCUGCUCCUCUUAAAUCUGUUUCUGCUCCUGUUAAUGAUCCAACUCCCGUAAAAAAUGAUAACGGAGUUCCCUCAGGCCAAGAAGGCCAGGGGAAGAAGUGCCUCUUGAAAUGGAACGGAACCAAGAAGAUUAAUCGCAUUUAUGGGGAUUGGAUCGAUGAUUUGCCCCUCUACUUGCCUAAUAGUAAAGUGGAAAGCUGAGUCUUUUUUGUUUAAGUUUUGCUAGAAUUUACAACUUGAAUGUCUAUAGGUAUUCAUCAAUAUCAUCAUUGAUAUUUUUUCAAUAGAAUUUUCUGCUUGUGUUUUCAUUUUUUCUAGUCGAGGGGGUAGGUUAUUAUUGUUUUAUUUUUCUCUUCAGUUUUUGGUUAUUUCUUAACCAAAGUUUUUGUAGGAGUUUUGGUUUGUGAAUUUUGACUUGCAAGUUGUAAUAUAUACAGGCAACUAUAGCUUAGUUCAGACGUCAGAGGUAUACUCAGCUCAUAAUAUAGGAAUUACAAUAAAUGAUUGCUCUUA